AUGUCCGCCCCCACCUAUCCCCUCUUCCCUGUCUUUGCUCUUCUUGGAUUCGUCCUGGCUCUCAUUCCUCUCCCGUGGCAUCUGGAAGCAUAUAACACAGCAACAUGCUACUUCAUAGCUUGGUCUUCACUCGCUUGUCUGAAUCAGUUUAUCAACUCAGUUGUGUGGGCUAAUACUUCACUCAACAUCGCCCCCAUCUGGUGCGACAUCUCUACGCGCAUCAUUACUGGUGCCGCCGUUGGCCUACCUGCCGCUUCGCUGUGCAUUAAUCGGCGGCUCUAUAUGAUCGCUCGGCUUCGCGCGACCACAGUAACGAGAGCAGAGAAAAGGCGCGCUGUGCUUAUUGAUAGCCUUAUCUGUGUGCUGUUCCCGAUUGUUUGUAUGGUGCUCGAGUUCAUCGUACAGGGACACCGAUUCAAUAUAUACGAAGAGAUCGGUUGUUCCCCUGCUACAUACAAUACACUACUGGCGUAUUUUCUUGUCAACUGGUGGCCCGUUGUCAUUGGUCUAGUUUCUGCUGUUUAUUGCGUCCUGUCUCUACGCGCUUUUGCUAUUCGUCGUGCUCAGUUCAGAGAAUUCUUAACGUCGAAUCACUCUUCAUUGAGCUUUGGCCGCUAUUUCCGCCUCAUGGCUCUGGCGACCACAGAGCUCCUCCUCACCGUCCCGAUCUCGAGCUAUUUGAUCUAUCUGAAUGCCACCACGGAACCACUGGAGCCGUGGGUCAGCUGGUCGUAUGUCCAUUACGACUUCUCGCGAGUCGAGGAGAUGCCUGCGAUCAUCUGGCGAAUGAAUCAUGAAGCAGUCGUCGCACUCACUAUCGGUCAAUGGCUCAAUCCUAUCAGUGCUUUCAUCUUCUUUGGCUACUUCGGCCUAGCCAGUGAGGCUCGGAGGCAUUACAAGUUAGCUUUCUGUUUCAUCAGCCGAUGCUUACGCCUGCCGUGCGGCGGCUUCAGAGGAGCCGCUAUUCGUCCCAUAGAUGUGAAGUUCGCCGCCCCAAGCAAAGUCGUGUCGUUUGAUGCGUUGCCUGCGUAUUCAGCAUCUUCCCGUGUAUCUUCGCGGUUGUGGGAUUCCUCUAUAAGCACAGGCGAAGCGAAGGUGGACGUUGUACCUAAUUCCACACCCAACUCGGCUUUUGUAAGCGAAAAUGCCCCCUACUGUUCCCUGCGGCCUUCGCCAGCAUCUACAUUGCCUCAUUCCACACACGACACUUCUUGA
Molecule: messenger RNA, 1215 nt
Organism: Sparassis crispa
Lineage: Eukaryota; Fungi; Basidiomycota; Agaricomycetes; Polyporales; Sparassidaceae
Product: Pheromone B alpha 3 receptor
Exons: 6
Coding region: 1-1215 (404 amino acids)
Biological process (GO): G protein-coupled receptor signaling pathway
Cellular component (GO): membrane
Molecular function (GO): mating-type alpha-factor pheromone receptor activity
Source: RefSeq, a predicted model, not a curated record